AUGGAGGCCCAGCACGCCGCGCGGGUGCUUUCCAUCCCGGUUAAACAACUCCCGAGUUUGACGGCGGCGGAUGUGGAGAGGGCCUGGGGGCGGGCCUACGCGGCGGCCGCGGGGGUCUGCCGUGAGGAGGUCCUCACCGCGGCGGAGGUUCUGCUCGAGUAUUUGGACUCCGCCCUGCAUCGGGAGAAAUGCCGCGAGGACUACCGCGAGAUUAUCGAGAAAUCCAGGCUCGCGAUCGACGCGGAGCUCGCCCGCACACGGGAGGGGUUGUGGGAGACCUUUUUUUACUUCUUCGCCGUGGCGAUGGUCGGGGGAUGUUUGUUGAUUUUUGUCAUGAUCGCGUUGCGGUACAUCUCCCCGAGCUCCGACGCCUCGCGGAUCACUGGAGAGAUCGGGGGGUUACUGAACUUCACCGCCCUUAGCCUUCACCGUGACGAGGACACUUCUUCUUCUUCUCGCUAUUUGUCUUCUCCUCCGACGGCGAUGAGCAUGGAUAAGCGGGAUGGGCGCUACGAUCAGCAGUUUUUGCACUCUGAGGGGAUUCGGCUGCUUAGCGAACACGACGAAUACCGUCGUGGAGAAGCCGACGAGAUCGCGUCGAUGAUGCGCCGUGGUGUAAAUACGGAUGAAAACGAGGUUUCUUCUUCUUCGCCAUCGUUGUCAGGGGGAGAAUCCCAGAAGCCGAUAAGCUUUUUUGGGUUUGCGCGGCUGUUAGAGGAGGACAUAAACGCGGGAUCGUACCUCCAGCGCCUUAUAAAGUCAUCUUCCUUUUUACUUACGGGUGAUAAUACUAAUAAUUAUCGCAAUACCUCCAGUGAGAGGUGA
This is a messenger RNA of Phytomonas sp. Hart1, 825 nucleotides long. The record is from the annotation of a GenBank genome assembly. NCBI's taxonomy places the organism in Eukaryota, Euglenozoa, Kinetoplastea, Trypanosomatida, Trypanosomatidae.